CCAACAUGCUCGCACCGGGAUUUGUAUUUGGGUUGGUGCUGCUAUUAAUCCUGCGGGCCGACACAAGUGCAGGUGCUGAUUUUCGCUUUGCGUCGUACGUCCAUAAUCACAUGGUGCUGCAGAAGGAGCCUGCAGGGGCAGUGAUUUGGGGCUAUGGCAUAUCUGGAGCCACAGUGACAGUGACUCUGUGCCAAGAUCAGGAAACCAUCAUGAAGAAAGAGACCAGUGUGAAAGCACACUCUAAUAGCUGGAUGGUGAUACUGGAUCCUGUGAAGCCUGGUGGAUCUUAUGAAGUGAUGGCACAACAGACUCUUGGGAGAAUGAACUUCACCCUGAGAGUUCAUGAUGUCUUAUUUGGAGAUGUCUGGCUUUGCAGUGGGCAAAGUAACAUGCAGAUGACGGUUUCACAGAUAUUUAAUGCUACAAGCGAGCUGUCUAACACUGCUGCCUAUCAGUCUGUCCGCAUCCUCUCUGUGUCUCUCGUUCAGGCACAGCAGGAGCUGGAGGACCUUGCUGAGGUUGACUUGCAAUGGUCUAAGCCUACCGCAGAAAACUUAGGCCACGGAAAUUUCCAGUACAUGUCAGCAGUGUGCUGGCUCUUUGGGCGUUACCUGUAUGACACUCUGCAGUAUCCCAUUGGGCUGAUCGCCUCCUCGUGGGGUGGGACACCCAUUGAAGCCUGGUCAUCUGGAAGGUCACUGAAAGCCUGUGGGGUCCCUAGGUUCAUUCCAUCUGAUUUUGUAACUGGUCCCAGUGAGUACUCUGUUCUCUGGAAUGCCAUGAUCCAUCCGCUACAUAAUAUGACUCUGAAAGGGGUGAUAUGGUAUCAAGGGGAGGCCAAUAUAAAUCUUAACAGGGACCUGUACAAUUGCACAUUCCCUGCGCUCAUUGAAGACUGGCGCGAAACCUUCCACCGCGGCUCCCAGGGACAGACAGAGCGUUUCUUCCCGUUUGGAUUUGUCCAGUUAUCUUCAUAUUUGUCUGCAACCUCAGAUGAUAAAUUUCCCCAGAUCCGUUGGCAUCAAACAGCAGACUUUGGCUAUGUUCCCAACCUAAGGAUGCCCAACACUUUCAUGGCUGUAGCUAUGGAUCUCGGUGAUAGGAACUCACCUUUUGGCAGCAUCCACGCUCGAGAUAAACAGACUGUGGCCUAUAGGCUGCAUUUGGGGGCCCGUGCUGUGGCUUAUGGUGAGAAGAAGCUGAUCUUUCAAGGACCACUGCCUGAGAAGAUAGAACUCUUGGCUGACAAGGGGCUGCUCAACCUCACAUAUUCCCAGCAAAUCCAUGUGCAGAGGCAGGACGACAAGACAUUUGAGAUCUCAUGUUGCGAGAACCGUCAAUGCAAGUGGCUUCCAGCUCUUAUGAACACUUUCUCCACCCAGACCCUGGCCCUGAAUAUCAGUUCUUGUCAUGACACUCUGGUUGCUGUUCGCUAUGCCUGGGCCACAUGGCCUUGUGAAUAUAAACAGUGUCCUCUAUACCACCCCACCAGUACCCUGCCAGCUCCUCCCUUCAUUGCUGUCAUUACAAAUCAGAUUCCUGGAAAUCAUAGCAAGGUUGCAAAAUGAUUUAGCUGCAGUAUGAUCAUAUCUUAGACAUAGUGUGGAUUCUUUAGAUUUGGGCAUUUAGGAGUUUAAAUGAUGACAACUAUUGCUUUUAAAGGAAAUUAAUACAAAGGUCUCAUUGGACAGCUCCCAGCUAGCACAUGGCUGUUUCUGUAUUCUGAGAUGAUCCAGGGCUGAUAGGUAAAUGGGAUGAUUACUUUUUGUCCCCUGGUUGGUCUAGGUGUCUGUAUCGGACUAAUUCCAAACCACAAACAAAUUGAACCUCAGUGUCAUUCACUUUCUUCAUUAUUGGGAGUGCAGUGUCUAACACUUUUGUCUCUUACAUCCAGAAUUGUGGAAACUCAGGACUGGAAGAGAUUUCAAGGCUAUGUAAGCCAGGUGGUGUUUAUGUGUUCUUUACAAAAUCUGACAAGUGGUUAUUAUCUGUAUAAGGUUUCCAUUCUAAACUUCCCAACAGUUUUUCCUUAUCUGGAACUGAAAUCUUUCUUCCACUACCCAACUGUCUUUCAGAUAACUGAAGAUAGCCCUAUUUGUGUUCUCUCUAAGCCCAAAACAAUUCUGUUCCGUCAGUCCAAAUGAUGAAAAUGUGAAUGUUGAAAACAAACCAACCAGAACCCUGUGCAGGCAUCUGGGGAGGUGCUGAGGGACUGCCUUAAGAAAUGAAGAGAAAGAGUGAGGCGGUGGUAGCCCAGGAAGGCCCUCAGGCUACCCAGAGCAGGAGUGGGGGAAUCACAGGCUUAGGAACACAUGACAGUGGAGGUCACUGAGAGGCGAACAGUUCAUUAGAGUUAAAUAUGAAUCUCAGGCUCUUUAAAGUUAAGAGGUUUAAAUAUAAAAAGGAUAAUCCAGAUGGAAGAAAAAAGUGAGGCUGAAAGUAAAGCUACAUGAUAAGCAUUUAGAAAAGUAAUCCAGAUGGGGCAAAUGUGAAAGAGGGCUUGUGUGUUUACUCUUAAGAAUCAUAAUGCUGUUGAUUGGUUGAUUAAAAACAGCUGAUGGCACUUGAUAAUUGUGGUUAUCAGAAGUUGGAAAUAAAGGUAUAAUCAUUA
Ceratotherium simum simum (southern white rhinoceros) is the source of this 2611-nucleotide messenger RNA. It is a transcript of the gene SIAE, whose product is annotated as sialic acid acetylesterase. Lineage: Eukaryota; Metazoa; Chordata; Mammalia; Perissodactyla; Rhinocerotidae. Gene Ontology annotation, biological process: carbohydrate metabolic process. The record is from RefSeq and is a predicted model, not a curated record. Gene Ontology annotation, molecular function: sialate O-acetylesterase activity.